Elaeis guineensis (African oil palm) is the source of this 4459-nucleotide messenger RNA. Its product is annotated as putative E3 ubiquitin-protein ligase LIN-1. The record is from RefSeq and is a predicted model, not a curated record. Gene Ontology annotation, molecular function: protein binding. Lineage: Eukaryota; Viridiplantae; Streptophyta; Magnoliopsida; Arecales; Arecaceae.
GAAUGUUCCAUCCCGCGUUCCAUUCCCUCCUUCCAAUACUGCAAAGUCUACAACACCUCUGUCUCUCUCUCUCUCUCUCUCAUAUCUUAUCUCCCAAGUUCAUCUCCUCUCCCAAUUCUCCUGCGGUUGUAGCUCCCAACUCCAUGGCUCCUGCCUCCAAUUCUUCACUCUCUUCCACCUCCAAUUCCCAUCUUGAUAAUAGACUGGACUUUGCCUCCAUCGGGUCCCUUGUGUCCUUGGUUGGUCGCCACCUUCACCGGUUCCUCUCGGACCCUGCCACCAGGCAGUCUCUGCAGCUCAAAUGCACCUCAAAUAUUACCAUAUCCAACCAUGGUUGCUUUGAAUUCUCCGAGCAUUCGGUGCUUUCGAACCUCUACUGGGGAAUUGAGAACAUUGAGCUUGCAAUCCAAUCCAAAAGCCAAGAAGAAGGCAAUUCUCGGCUUGCGACAUCCGAGAAGAUGCUCCAGGUACCAGCAUUGCUGGAGGAGGAUGGGAGCAUGGCUGGGAUCGAGAACCGAUACAUCGUUUGCUGCUCCUAUUUCUACCUUUCAUUGGUUAGGAAGCUCCGGGGGGACCAGUGGCAGAUGACCAUGCACUUCCUUCAAUCAGUGUUAGUCUUCCCUUGGCUGGUUAGAACAGAGCUUGCGCCGGGCCUGUGGCGAGCACUUUUUGGCUCUCUGGUGACAAUUGGAGACACCGAGGAAGCGGUGGAUGAGGCGGCGAAGCAGCAAGGGAGGAGGUACAAGGAUUGGUUGAUGUACUAUCAGGUGGUUUCAUAUGGGGAGACUCCUCCAUGGAUUAAGGGAUGCACCGUGGCCGAAAACUGUAGCAGGGAAUUGCAGAAUCUUCAGUACAGAAGUUCUGCAAGCACCAGAUGUCUGAACUCCCUUGAACAAGUGCCUACCUGGCCAAGUUUUCAGAUGGCUCAGAUGGCAUAUCCACCUAAUUCGAAGGAAAAUAUAGAAGUUGAAAAAAUUAAAGCCUCCACAGCCAAUUCAGAGGCAUGUGAAGGUUUUACUAAACCCAAAAAUGAUAACUCCCUUCUGAAAAAUUUGGAUGAGGGUUUUCAUGAAGAAAUCAAUGAAAGCUUUGACAUCAGAUGCCUCCAAGAUAUGCUGGAAGAGUCCCAGUCAGAUUCACCAGUUUCCUUUUAUUCACACGUUGAAUCUACAGAAGCAAGUGAUUCCGAGAUGAGAAUGCAGGGUGAAGAUAUUCCAGAAAAGAUUCUGACAACCUAUGCUGAGCAUUCAGCAUCUAAUACUGGUGAGAGGACCUACCUACCUAAUUACUCACCUCCUGAGUGUCUAGAGACAUCUCCUCCUGAUUGUCCAAGCUAUUCAAUGCAUGUGCAAGUCUGCGAAGCAAAUGCAAGUUGUCUGUUAUCUAGCAGAUCACAUAGUUCGCUCAACAAUUUAAGAUUUUCAAUCUUGGAUCUGAGAGAUGCAGAGACAUAUCCCUUAUUUAACUGUUCUGUAGAAGAUGAGACACCUACAGGAAGAUCACCAACACAUGAUUUAAGAUGCUUUAGCAAUUUCUCAUCCAAAUUUAGAAAGAAAUAUAGCAUAUCUGAAUUGGUUCCUCGAGGAAGUAUUGCCAAGAGGAAAGUAAACUUUUCAAACAGUGAGAAAGACUGGAGUGAUGAAAGCUCAGAUUAUGGAAAAGAUAAUCACUCUGAACUACUGGGAAGAUCUGAAAAGGCAGUUUCAGUUCUAUGUUUCUCAGAUGGUCCAGGAAAAUGUGAAGAUGCUGAUGUGGAAGUUUCAACUAUAUGGGAAUUGCUCAACACUAAGAAAGAGGUUAGAUAUGGCUCAGUAAAGCAAGAAAUUCUUGACCAAUUACUGCACAUCGUUUCAACUUCUAAAAAGGAGAAACUCAUUAGGGCAUCAGUAUCUAUGCUUUUACUUCUAAUAUCAGAAGACAAAGCAGUUAUAGAAGACAUUAAGAAAAAGGAUUUACAUCUGAGUAAAUUGGCCAGUGCAUUGAAGAGAAAUGUGCAAGAUGCUGCUAUUCUUAUCUAUUUACUAAGUCCAUCUCCUACAGAGAUAAAAGGUCUAGAGAUUCUACCAGCACUAGUGGAGGUUGCUUGCAACUCCGAUGGUCAGAAGAAGGGGUCUUUGUCACUUCCUUUAACACCAACAUCAGCAUCAAUAGCCUUGAUUGAAGUAUUAGUAACUGCAUUUGAUUAUGUAACAAAUAACAUGCACUUGGCAGCUAUUAGUUCUCCUCAGAUUCUCUCUAAGCUUGUAAAUGUUGCAAUGAACAAGAAUCUAGCAGAAGGUGUGGCUUUGGCAGCGAUUCUUGUUAGGUGCAUGCGUCUGAAUGGUAAUUGCAAAAAGUUUCUGUCACAAGUUACUCCUGUGGAUCCAUUUCUCUAUCUUCUGAGAAGUAAUGAGAGGCGUGCAAAGUUUGCUGCGCUUGAAUAUUUCCAUGAGAUUCUUCGCAUGCCACGGUCAUCAGCCAUUCAUUUACUCCAUCAGAUACGACAGCAAGGGAGUAUCAGCAUUAUGCACACAUUAAUGACCUGUAUCCAACAAGCUGAAGUUGAACAUCGACUUUUGGCAGCAAAUCUUCUGAUUCAAUUGGACAUACUGGAACAUUCAAGUGGUAAGAGUGUAUUCAAAGAAGAGGCAAUGGAAGUCCUAUUAGAAUCAGUUGCAUCUGAAGAAGACGGCAGCCCACAGACACUAGCUGCUUUUAUUCUUUCAAACCUUGGAGGGACUUAUUCCUGGACAGGGGAACCAUAUACAGCUGCAUGGCUAGUAAAAAGGGCAGGGUUGACAUCGGUAAAUCAUAGGCAUAUGAUCAGAAAAGUUGACUGGUUUGAUCCCUGUCUACAGGAUGGUGAAUCAAAUGCAUGGAGUGCCAAGACUGCAAGAGGUGUCAUCAGAAUUGGGCGUUCUGUCUUUAAUGCUUUGGCAAGGGGAAUUCAAAGCAGGAUAAAGAGUGUUUCACGUAACUGUCUCAUAUGUAUCACAUGGCUUGGAAGUGAAAUGGCAGUCAUGGGUCCUAGCAGCAUCAGAUAUUAUGCCUGUGGGAUUUUGUUAAGUGAAAUAGCACGAUUCCUCCAUCCAGGGUCGGAGCUUGAUGACCGAAUUCUGGCAUGUCUUUCUGUGUAUAAUUACACAUCUGGUAAAGGAAAGCAGAAAUUAAUGAAUUUCUCAGAAGGUUUACGAGAAUCGCUUAGACGUCUCUCAGGUUACACAUGGAUGGCCGAGGAAUUACUAAAAGUUACUGAUUAUGUUCUUCCUACCAAACCACAUGUGUCUUGUGUACAUACACAAAUUCUGGAAGUAGGUCAUUCUGGAAGUGGAGCAGCAACUGCUCUUAUUUUCUAUAAAGGGCAGCUUUGUGCCGGAUACUCGGAUGGCUCGAUUAAGGUAUGGGACAUCAAGGGACAAAGAGCAAUGUUCGUAUUGGAGGUCAAGGAGCACAAAAGGCCUGUAACCUGCUUUACACUUUUUGAACCAGGGGAUAGCCUCUUAAGUGGAUCCUUUGACAAAACUGUCAGGGUUUGGAAGAUGAUACAAAGGAAAUUAGAAUGUGUUGAAGUUAUAGAGAUGAAGGAUCCCAUUCAAAAAGUAGACAGUUGUGGGGACAAAAUUCUUAUAGUUACACAGAGCAACGGUCUCAAGGUGUGCCAUGCAUCAAGGAGCAUCCAGACUACAUGCAAGAAUAAGCAUGUUAAAUGCCUAUCAGUAAUCCAGGGCAAAAUCUACCUUGGGUGCACAGAUUCAAGUAUACAGGAGGUAGAUAUAAUGGAAGACAAUAAGACAGAGAUCAGACCACCUACAAAAAGCUGGAGAUUGCAAAAUAAACCAAUAAACUCUAUUCUGAUAUAUAACGGAUGGGUUUACUGUGCAGGCGCUGUUGUUGAAGGAUCUAGUAUGAAGGAAUGGAGAAAGCACUGCCGACCUCAAGUUUCAAUAGCAAUGGAAAGGGGAACAAAUGUGCAAGCAAUGUCAGUGGUGGAAGACUUCAUUUACUUGCACUGCAGCUCAUCCCCAUGUAUAAUUCAGAUCUGGUUGAGAGGAAUGCUGCAGAAAGUAGGUAGAUUAUCAGCAGGUAGCAAGAUAACAAGCCUUCUAACAGCAAAUGAUAUUAUUUUUUGUGGUAGUGAAACUGGAUUGAUAAAGGGCUGGAUUCCUCUCUAAAGGACACUAGAACAAUGCAUAUGGAAGCUAAAGGUUAUACAUGUUUCAUAACAACUAGGCAGAGAGAAUGUAAAAAGGAUAGGAUACUGUAAGUUAAUUCAGUUCACAAGACCAAAAUAAUGUGCUUCACGUCCAGCAAUUACAAAGUCACAAGGUUGUAUCAUGAAAUAAAAUGUUUUGUUGUUGAUGAAUAAUGAGCAUGUACAUUUAUUCAGCUUUGAUUUAUAUGUGUAUCAUAGUUGAAGCUUGAAACAUGCGGUUAUUUAUGUGUUUGAAGGAUGUGUUGAAAAAGAACGGUUUGUUGUUGA